AUGGGUUCAGGAUCUAUAGUUCAGCCCAAUGUGGAUGAUCUGGUUGCAAUCAUUGCGGCCGAUAAAGAUCGGUAUGAGACAAAGGACCGGCCUAAUAUGUAUCCGGUGUAUUCUUACUUCUCUGCGGAGUAUUUGACACCGCACUUGGCUUAUUUGAAGUUGACUCGCCCUGGCGACAAGAACGCCGCCAAGAGUCCGUCGUUUUUGUUUGAGAGUGCCAAGAAUGGCGACCAGAUUGACCGGUACUCGUUUAUGGGCACGCGGCCGCGCAAGAUCCUUACCACGGGCCCGUUGCACGGCAAGGAGGAGGACCCUUUGGUCUCUUUAGAGCAGGAACUCAAGAAUACCAAGCAGGCACAACUCCCUGGUAUCCCUAAGCUUAGCGGGGGUGCUAUCGGAUAUGUGUCGUAUGACUGCAUCAAAUACUUUGAGCCUAGAACAAAGAGAGAUCUCAAGGACGUGUUGGAGCUACCGGAGGCCGCGUUGAUGCUGUUUGACCUGAUUGUUGCCUUUGACAACGUCUAUCAGCGGUUCCAGGUGAUCAACAACAUCACUAUCGACGAUAACGACACCGAGGACGAUAUCAGAAAGAAGUACGUUGCUGCUCAUGAGCAGAUUAAGGAGGUCAAGGAGAUUCUUACUGCUCCUGAAGACCCGCUAAUAUAUCCCGAGCAGCCGGAGAUCGUCCAGGGCCAGACGUUCACCUCGAACGUUGGCCAGGAUGGGUACGAAGGGUUCGUGACCAAGCUGAAAAAACAUAUUCUCAAGGGAGACAUCAUCCAGGCUGUUCCGUCGCAGAGAGUUGCUCGUCCAACGUCGCUGCACCCGUUCAACAUCUACAGACACUUGCGUACCGUGAACCCGUCGCCGUACAUGUUCUACAUUGACUACCUGGACUUCCAGAUCGUGGGAGCUUCUCCGGAGCUGCUGGUGAAGAGUGACUUGAAAGACCGCAUUGUGACGCACCCGAUCGCAGGAACAAUCCGCCGUGGUAAGACCAGAGAGGAGGACGACGAGCUUGCACACACGCUCCAGUCGUCGCUCAAGGACCGGGCCGAGCACGUGAUGCUGGUGGAUUUGGCCAGAAACGACGUCAACAGAGUCUGUGCGCCGGACUCGACGAACGUGGACCGUCUGCUCACGGUGGAGCGGUUCUCGCACGUGAUGCACCUUGUGUCGCAGGUGAGCGGAGUGCUGCGUGGAGACAAGACCCGUUUCGAUGCGUUCCGGUCGAUUUUCCCGGCAGGAACAGUUUCUGGUGCUCCCAAGGUGCGUGCGAUGGAGCUGAUCGGCGAGCUGGAGCAGCAGAAGCGCGGAGUGUAUGCGGGAGCCGUGGGCCACUGGUCGUACGACGGCAAGACGAUGGACACCUGCAUUGCUCUACGGACGAUGGUGGUGAAACAGGGCGUUGCUUACUUGCAGGCCGGCGGAGGAAUCGUGUACGACUCCGACCCCUAUGACGAGUACAUCGAGACGAUGAACAAGAUGAAGGCCAACAACAACACGAUUGUGGAGGCCGAGAAGAUAUGGGUGGAAAAACGUCAUAGGGCCGACUACGAGGUUCUGCGAAAUCGGUUCGAAUUUCUGGUCACCAAAACAGAGCCCAAGUACCAGAGCCAGCUAGAGGUGACUUUGAAAAACUUACAUGAGCUCAUAGGCCGGCUCGAACCCAAGAUACAGACGAUGAAUGCGGACCAGCGACGACGGUUCGACGAGAUCCGGACGCUGGACUUCACGAGACCCAAGCCGAGAUCGAUACCCACAGACAGCAAGUCGUCGUGUUCCCGCGAUGCCCAUGACGGCAAAGAUGCUGGCCACCGCAGAGAUGCUCAGCAGCACCCACGUCUGCCACCUGUGGCUCUUGUACCCGUUUUUGAAGAGCUGUUUGAACUUGGCCUCAAUCUCGGGGAACACAAGACACCCUGCAAAAACGUAAGACAGACUUGUCACCGAAACCAGCUGGGCCACGAACCCCUGGUGUGCAACCGCGUAUGCGUGCACUGUUCCACGGUCCACUCCCAGCACGGACUUGGCAUUCUCCCAGUUGGGUUCGCCAAAAUAGCCGAGCUGGGCAAACAAACACACAUAGUUGAGGAUGGAGAUGGCAAUACAGAUGAUUCCGAGCUUACUGAGACUUUUCAGAUGACCACAGGCCGCCUGGACCCCGCAGAUAAGCAGAAUCAGACCGGUGAAGCACACGCGUUCGGUGCGCAUGAUCUCGAGACCUUCGACGGCACCGAUGACAAUGGUUGCUGCGGUCAGUAUCAUGGCUACCAUCUGAAGAAAAAUGAUAGUUUCUCUAAAGAUCUUUCCACCAAGCAGCUCCGCGAUGUCUGCAAACGUCUUGACAGGGAACUCGGGCGAGUCAAACAGCAGAAACAGCCACCAGAUAAUGCCUCCUGCUACCAGGCCCAUACCGGCGAAAGCCAGAGAGGCAAGACUCAGGCACACGUAGAACAAGGUGAGAAGAACAUUGUUCUUGAAUCCGGCAGCCAUGAAUUUGGACAUUGGCUUGUUGUAGCCAACCACCACACCUGUAGUGGGGUCGAAACUCUCGAUCAUCUCGGCGUUCUGCUUGAUGAAGUAGCCCCAGAUGUUGAACCAGUACGGAAUAACGUAGGUCAACGGGAUCAUCGUCAAAGCAGACGUGAACGACGAAAUGGACGGCACGUUAGGCACUCCCGUUGCAAGCACAAAAAUCACGAUCCAAACAGUCACAACGCUGGUGCUCCAGAGGAACUGGCCCUUUUUGGAGUGGAAGGCCAAGUUUUUAAUUAUCUCGUCAAGAUAAUUUUUGUAAGCGAUCUUGGCAGAGAUGUGGCCGUACAGAACGGCUUGGAUUCCACCAACAAAAACACCAAUGAAAGCAAGACCCUUCAUUGCCUUGACGUUGGCGAUGCCAAACACGGCUGGGGAGUUGGCAAAUUGUCCCUGCUGGGAGUAGACAUAGUUACCGUAAAUCAGGUAGCAGCCCAGAAUAGCCAUUUGAGAAGCAAGCAUGGUUUUCCAGAAAUCCCAGGGUCUGCGCAUCUCAGACAAGAUUUCUGGGAACACCACCGAUCCCGCAAAGACGUACGAGAUGUUGGAGAUAGCAACCAGCUUGUACACCAACGUUUGCGUGACAAAGUUGGAGGCCACCACCGGGGCGGGAUCCAGACCCAGCAAGUUUUUAGCGUUCUGCCAGUUUGGCUCACCGUAGAAUCCCAGUUGCACAGCAAGGCAAAUGUAGUUGAUGACCGAGACAGUCAAACAAAACUUACCCAGGUUGCUCAGCGACCUGAUAUGGCAGACGACGCAAGCCACUCCGCAAAAGAGAAUCAAAAGACCCGACCAGCAGUAUCUCUUAUCUUGCAAAAUAACAGCGGACUCGAGCGCACCGAUACCGCAGUUGGCUGCCGUCAGAAUCAUGGCGAUUAG
This is a messenger RNA of Ogataea philodendri, 3417 nucleotides long. RefSeq lists its product as uncharacterized. Lineage: Eukaryota; Fungi; Ascomycota; Pichiomycetes; Pichiales; Pichiaceae. The coding region runs from base 1 to 3417 and encodes 1138 amino acids. Gene Ontology annotation, molecular function: anthranilate synthase activity. Gene Ontology annotation, biological process: L-tryptophan biosynthetic process. The record is from RefSeq and is a predicted model, not a curated record. The transcript is spliced from 5 exons.